Molecule: messenger RNA, 816 nt
Organism: Diaporthe batatas
Lineage: Eukaryota; Fungi; Ascomycota; Sordariomycetes; Diaporthales; Diaporthaceae
Exons: 3
Coding region: 1-816 (271 amino acids)
Biological process (GO): fatty acid beta-oxidation
Cellular component (GO): peroxisomal matrix
Source: RefSeq, a predicted model, not a curated record
AUGGCCGAAUCCGUGAUAUCCGUCGAGUACAAGGGCCGCAUCGCCACCAUCACGAUCAGCAACGAGAAGAAGCUCAACGCCCUCACCCAGCAGCACUACUACGAGAUAUCAAGGGCCCUGCGCGAGAUCGCAACCCACGAUGAGGUGUACAUCACCGUCCUGCUCGCUAAGGGCCGCUACUUCUCUGCCGGCGCCGACGUCUCGAUAUCCCGAGCGGUGCCCGACACCGAGUCCGACCCGCGCCAGUUCUGGAUGCGCACCUUCCUGGCCUCCAACGUGAACAUCACGCACUCCUUCUACACGCACCCAAAAAUCCUCGUCGUGGGGCUCAACGGGCCCGUCGUGGGCCUCACGGCCGCCAUAGUCGCCCACGCCGACUUCAUCUACUGCGCCCCGCACACCUUCCUGCUGACCCCCUUCAGCUCCCUCGGCCUCGUCGCCGAGGGCGGCUCCUCGCGCGCCCUCGCGCAGCGCCUCGGCCCCGCCCGCGCCAACGAGGCCCUCAUCAUGAGCAAGCGCAUCACCGCCGAGGAGCUCGAGCGCGCCGGGUUCGUCAACGCCAUCUUCCAGACCGCGCCCGGCGAGGAUGCUAAGUUCCGAGAGCUCGUCCUGAAGGAGGUCGAGGAGCGCCUCGGGCCCCACCUCAACGGGGACAGCCUGCUCGGCAUCAAGAGGCUGCUCCGCAGGCCCGACAGGGACGUCCAUGACGUCCAGAACGUGACGGAGGCGCUCGACGGCCUCGAGAGGUUCGUCGCCGGGAUACCACAGGAAGAGUUUAGGAAGAUCGCCUCCGGCGAGAAGAGACACAAGCUGUAG